AAAAUAUUUAUGAAAACUACACUUAUUCAAAAUAUCUUACUAAAGCAGGGAAAUCCACAAAUGUUGAAAAUACAUACACCAAAACUAACCUUAUUGAAUUGGGACUCACCUCCUCAAGGAUUUUACACUAAAGAGUUUUUUGAAAAAAAUAAAAAAUAAAUUCAUAUAUAUGAAGCCAUCGAGGAAAAUAUGAAAUAUCAUUACCUUAAUCCAGAAUCAAUUUUUGACCCUUAAAAUUAAACAGACAUGUUUUACCCUUACAACAACAACAUGAAAAUUAAUAGAGAUUUGCAUCUUAUUUUGGCAGAAGCAUAUUUUGGUUCAACUAAACCUAAAACAGCAAUCAUAGGUGCCUAAGCAACCUCCCGUCUGGUUAGGUAUAUUUAAGAUUUAAAUUAUGAUCCAGUUGCUUGUGAUAGUAAAAGGAAUUUCAUAGACUUCACAAAUUAUAUUUUAAAUCUAAAUGGGCUUUCAUCUCAAUAGUUAGUAUAAAUGGAAAAAUAUGAAUAUCUCUCAGGUAAGAAGUUCGAUUUCAUUGAAAUUGAGGAGGUCUUUCGUAAACCAUUUGCAUUGAUUGUGCCUGCUCUCAAGGCAAUUAAUGACGGUGGAUUAUUGAUUUACACAAUAUCACAGUUCAUCCCUAAUUUUUUGAGGAUUGGAAAACAACUUAAAUAGCAAAUCCACUUUUUCCCAAAUGACGUACAUUGCAAUUCUGAAACCACACUUUAAGGAACUCUUGCUAAAAUUGCUUAAGUCGCACAUGAUCUUGGCAAACAUAUUGAGCCUCUCUACACUUAAGCCACUGCUAAUCAAGUUGGAAAUAUUACAGUGUGUAUGGCAGUUAGAAAUGGGAAAAAGGAUCUAAAUCUAUAUAAUGCUUAUUGUACUACAUGUGGUCGAUUUAAAAAUGGUUGUGAAUAAUCUAAUAUGUGUUCUUUCACAGGAAUGGGUCAAUUGUAUGUACAGAAUUUUGAUCAAAACAAAGAAUACUUAGAGAAGUGUUUGCAAAUUCAUAAAUAUUCAAAUUCUAAAUUUUUAUAGCAAAUGUUAGAUUAAGUAUACAAAAUGCCUAGCGACUGUUAUCCAUUCUACGCCAAUAAAUAUAUGAAAUAUGAGAGUUCCUUUAUGUUUUAUGAGGUUCUAGGAAACAAUGAAGGUUAUUUCGUAUCCAAAUCUCCUUAUCAUAAUAUGCCCACUAUUUAUACCAACAUGCCUUGGAAUAUAUUGAUGGGCAAGCUCCAUUCAUUUGUAAAUUUAUAUAUUUAUUCCUAGAUGGUUGAAACUAAUCAAGAACCUUCCGCUUAUGUAGCAUCCUUCCCUAAACAACAAUUAAUUCAAUAAAAUAUUCAGCCAGCAAUAAGAAUACAUUAUGAUGAGGAAACAAAAUUAUAACCACUUCCAAGGUAAUUAAAAGUCAAAAGACAGGAUGAUUAUGGAUGGUAAAUUUGAUAAUUUAAUUUUUUAAUCGUGAUAUAAUAAACC
Paramecium octaurelia is the source of this 1482-nucleotide messenger RNA. Lineage: Eukaryota; Ciliophora; Oligohymenophorea; Peniculida; Parameciidae. The record is from the annotation of a GenBank genome assembly.